Molecule: messenger RNA, 1752 nt
Organism: Folsomia candida
Lineage: Eukaryota; Metazoa; Arthropoda; Collembola; Entomobryomorpha; Isotomidae
Exons: 3
Coding region: 211-1239 (342 amino acids)
Source: RefSeq, a predicted model, not a curated record
UACAUAUUUGACGGUAGUUGGUUUUUUCCUCUCCAACAAGCUGGUCCAACUUUUCUGUUUUACUGUCAUCAUAACAAAGUGAAUUUUAUGAAACAGUAAAUUAAUUCUGUAUUUAAUAUAUUAGUCAGUUACAAAUUAAUUUAUAAACCGAGACAAAUCAUUGUAUGCACAUCAACUGUUUCAAACUAAAUAGUAUUAUCUGCCGUGAAAAUGGAAGAAGCCUUAUCCAACCCACUUAUUUUGGAGAAAAUUCUGAUCCAUCUCCCAUCCAAAAAGGUUCGACUCGUUUGUCGCCAAUGGAAUGAUGCUGUCCUUUCAAACGGCCAACUCGAGUUACGAAUUCGAUCAAAAUUCCCACAGUUUGGCCUAUUUUAUACCGAAAUGAAUCCCAAAUUGACAAAAUGCAUCAGCCUAUCGACCGAGACAAGAAAUUAUUUUGCUGAUAGUGAAGAUUUCAAAAAUCUGAAUUUGAUAAUGAACAAGUGUGGCGAAUAUGUGCAAGAAUUGAGCAAAAUAUCACUCAAAACAAAAAUGCUUUUUGACUUGUGCAAAAUCCUUCAGAAUCGUAGGAACUUUCCAAAUUUGAGACAUUUACAAGUGAAUGUUUUCGAUUCUGUCGUAACUGGUCAAGGCGUUGCAGAACCCUGUGUUCCUCUCCCCCAAAGGAAAAGACUUACUUCCCUAAAUUUACAAACAAUUGGACAAGGCACAACUUAUCAGAAUAAUUUUCAAAGCUUGAUAAAUUCUGCAGUUGAUUUAGAGAGAUUAAGUCUGACCGGAAAUUGGUUGCCAAGCCUGGACAAUAAAUGGAAUCUUACCUUCUUUAAGUUUACCGGAGGUGGAAAUUGGGAUAUGACAAAAAUAUCGCAAAUUUUGAACCGAGUUGCAAAUUCACUUACAUAUUUGCAUCUGGGCAACAUACCACCAUGGAAUCAUGGAACUCACGAGUCGAUUUUCCUGACAUUACCAGUAAUGCCAAAUUUGCAAAAAUUAGUUAUUCUCGACUUGCCAGCUUUUCGUCUUCAUUUUGACGACUUUUCUCGACAAAGGUUGAAGCAACUGAGAUCGUUAGAGUUGGGAAAUUUGGUGGAAGAAAGCUUGCAAGCUAUGGCUUGCAGAGAUGCUAUCAGUGAUAUCAUUAAUCCAAGGGUUACGAUGUUAAAUGUGAGGGGGCGAGUUUCAUCAAAGUUGAAAACUCAUUUUAAAAAUCAAUUUCCAAACGUGCAAUGCAGUAAAUAAUUGACAGAAAGGUUUAAUUUUUUUAGUAUAUACUUAUUUUUAACCUUUUAUAUCGGCACAUUUUAUUAUGUACGUACGAGAAUUGGGAUAAAUAUUUACGUAUGUAGAUCUAGAUGACAGGUUAAUAACUACAAAUAAGAUUCUUAAUAUAUUAUGUACGUAGUUAUUAAUGUUACAAAUUUAAAACGUUAGAAUACUUACACUUCAUUUACCAUUGUACUUUAUUAUGAGAUUACUACGAAUUUUUUUUAGCUAAGAUAAGUUAUAACAAAAAAUGGACGAAAUGCAAACUAAAAUAAUUCAGGUAAAUUUUAUUUACCCAAGAAAAACAACGGAAUUUUAACACUUAUAAUGACAUUUCCUGGUUUUAAUUAAAAAUUUAUUUUAAUUAAUUGAGUUAAUUUUUUAAUUCUAUUCUUUUUACGACAUUGUAUUUCCAUUUCCAAGCCACUGGCCAGUAGGUUCUGGAGUGGUCGUAAACGCUCCUAAUAAAGUACCAUUUAUAAUUAAAUA